Molecule: messenger RNA, 1539 nt
Organism: Heteronotia binoei (common prickly gecko)
Lineage: Eukaryota; Metazoa; Chordata; Lepidosauria; Squamata; Gekkonidae
Gene: GPR150
Product: G protein-coupled receptor 150
Exons: 1
Coding region: 214-1539 (441 amino acids)
Biological process (GO): neuropeptide signaling pathway
Cellular component (GO): membrane
Molecular function (GO): corazonin receptor activity
Source: RefSeq, a predicted model, not a curated record
GGAUAAGACUGCGGUUGCCGGGUGGGCAGAGCAGAGCACAGGCGCGAUGGCUGCAGCGUGGUUCGCCCACCCACAGUUAAGUGCCAGGUGACAAGCGGACCCUAUAUAUGCUGCCGAGCGCCUCGUCUGCCUGUGCACAAGCCUCUCGCUUUCUCUCCAAGAGUAAAGUUUGUUCAUAGUUUGGAGCCUGCUCUCUCUGGCAGAGAGCGAAUCAUGGACGAUGCAUCCAACCCCGACAGCCUGGCCCUGGGGCCCAACCUGUCUAGUGCCCAGUAUCCCAGGUGGAACGCGAACCUCUCCUUCCCAUCCCUCUGGGCUAGUCCCGGGCAGCCUGCGCGGACAAUAUCGGUGGCCGUGAUCAUGCUACUGGGCUUGGUGGGCAACGCGCUGCUCCUCCACCGGCUUCGCUGCGGAGGCUGCUGCUGCGCGGGUCGCUUCGCCCGGCGGCGAAAGAUGGACUUCCUUCUCGCCCACUUGGCUGUAGCGGACCUCUACGGCUGCGGGCUGGCUCUCCUCUCCCAGCUUCCUCCAGCAGCAGACGCCGGCGAGGCUGAGUGGCUGGCGGGAGACGCCACCUGUCGUUUGUUCCGGCUCCUGCAAGGCUCUGGGCUGCUGGCUCCGUCGCACAUGCUGGUGCUGCUGGCGCUGGAGCGGCACCACCUGGUGAGGGGCCCUCUACACCUGCAACAGCCGCCGCCUGCCUUCGUGCCCGCCCGGGGAGCCCUGGCCGCGCUGGGCUGGCUGCUGACGCUGCUGCUCGCCCUGCCUCAAGCCUUCGUGUACAGGCUGGCCCCGCCGCAGGACGGAAGCCGUUGCCUCAGCAUUUUCGCUCAGCAGCCCCCUUGGCAUGGCCAAGCCUACGCCGUCUAUGGGGUCCUGACGAGCUUCGUGGCGCCCGCCUGCCUCCUGGGCGGGACCUGCGGCCGCAUGCUCAGCAUCCUGAGCGCCUCCAGCGCCAAAGAGGAGGAGCCAUCUCGGGGCGCGGGAGGCAGCUCCCGUCACCACCGCGUGGAGUUACCGGGCGUCGCAGCUCCGCCACCACUCCUCCUGCGGCUCCUGCCGCCGGCCAAGUGCGCCUUGCCCUCGCCGAGCGCGCCCCGCAGCCUGCCCCGCGCGCGGGCCCGGGCGCUGCAGCUGACUUUGGCGCUGACGACGCUCUUCGCACUGUGCGGUUUCCCGCGCUUUGUUCUGGAGCUCGGCUUAGCUUUCGCCUUCCCCGCCAGCACCGCCGAGGAAGCUCGGACCACUUUGGGCAGUAUCAUGGCAGCCACCAACUGCGCCCUCAACCCCUACGUGUGCCUGAUAUUCCACAGCCACCGGCCGUGGGCCCGGCGCCUCCAGAGCAGCCUCUGCUGUUGCCCCGACGGACAGCCUCGACGCCGGGCUCCCCACCGACACCGCCCUCCGCCGCCGCCACAGGUGGCCGCCCAGCGCACUGGACUCUGGCUUUGUCCCUGCCAGACGAAGCCUUCCACCACCUCCGUGGCUGUCCAGGAGGCUGAGGCCCGGGCUGCUGCGGCUUGCGAGAGCGGAUUGUAA